Messenger RNA from Laccaria bicolor S238N-H82, 975 nucleotides. RefSeq lists its product as uncharacterized. The coding region runs from base 200 to 754 and encodes 184 amino acids. The record is from RefSeq and is a predicted model, not a curated record. Lineage: Eukaryota; Fungi; Basidiomycota; Agaricomycetes; Agaricales; Hydnangiaceae. The transcript has a single exon.
UCCAAGCUCCCUCUACAGCCCUGCUAAGCGUCGUAUCCUGAGCGAAGAGGGUUUGGUUCGUUUUGGCAAGAGCGCCACCCAUGCUUUGCACAACCAUGCCUGGCCUGUUUCCUCUCCAAGUCCUGCAAAGAAGCUCGACUUUGGCGUUCCCAAGUCCUCUCCUUCAACCAGAAACACUCCCCUACGCGCUGACGUGGCAAUGCGCUCUCCAAGUCUUUCACCGUCUCCCGAGCUCAAGCCUCGCACCCGAUCCACUCGCUUGACUUCCUCUCCCAGCCACGACAUCUCCAUCCCUUCACCAACACUUUCAGCUCGUGUUCCCACACUGAUACCCCGCGAGAUGCCCCCUCCGCCCGAUUCCCAAUCAAUACAUUUCCCUGGUUUCUUCGUGUUCCAGGACACACAUUUCGCCGUCCUGCCUCCCCUUGAUAACGAGUCUACAACAGGUCCAAAUCUGGAUGUGCCCAAGGAAAAUGUGCCACCUCGACGGAAGACCCGCAAGGCCGCCACCGCCUCGCCGAGCUCCAAGUCAAAGGGACACCUUUUCUCGCCAGAGUCAAGCACACGGGAACUUUGGGGUAUGGGGAAGGUCAAGACAAUCCCAGGUACUCCAGGUACCCCCAAGCGUGCCUUUGGCGUUGUCGCAGAUAUGGAUAUUACACCUACGCGGCGCGUAGAUGUGGGGGAUUCACCUCGCAUGACGAGAGCUGCUGCUAGAAAGCAAAGGGAUGACCACGGGAAGGAAUUGCGUUGAUUGCUCCAACGCGAAGUGGAAGGGGAGAAGGUCACCUGCACCCUAUCGUCAAAAAUCGUUAUUCUGGCGCACACAACGACAUCUAUCCCGACAUCUAUUUUAUUUUGACAUCUCAUCUGUUCUACCUGUUCAUAUUCGUAUCCCCCCUUCGGCCACCCUCUUGAUUUGUGGGCAGUGCUUGUACAUUUCUUGAAUUGUGCCAAUGUAUCAAUUUACUAUCU